AUGGCCUCAGCCACAGCUGCCAAGAUGAUGAUGGAGGAAGCCUUGUGCUCUAUCUGCCUGGAGCUGAUGACGGAGCCCGUGAGCAUCGACUGUGGGCACAGCUUCUGCCGCAGGUGCACAGAGAGCAUCCUCGAGAACCUACAAUUGACGUCAUCCCUGACGGAGCCCCAGUGUCCCCUGUGUCGGACACCAUUUCAAAGGGAGAGUCUUAGACCUAACAAGCACCUGGAAAACCUCAUUCAAAUGGUCAAGCAGCUGGAGCUGGAGAGGCUGUGUGAGGAGCACGGGGAGCAGCUGCACCUGUUCUGUGAGGACGACGGGCAGCUCAUCUGCUGGCGCUGUGAGCGGUCCCCCCGGCACAGAGGCCACAGCACGGAGCUUGUGCAGGACGCAGGCCCAGGCUACAGAGAAAAGCUCCGGAAAUCUGUGACAAACCUGAGGUUUUUAGAAUCUCGAUGUCAGGGUAUGAAGUUGACCGUAAGAGCACAAAUGAGCAAAUGGAAGGAGAAGGUAAAUGUUCAGAAGCAAAAUAUCCAGUCUGAUUUCAAGAAUCUUUAUAAGUUUCUCUGUGAAGAGGAGAAGGCUUUUCUGUGGAGACUGAAGAAGGAAGAAGAAGAGACACUGAGGAGUCUGAAGGACCAUGAAGCCAGUCUGAAACAGCAGAUCCAGGAACUCCAGAGCCACAUCCUGGAACUAGAGAAGAAAUGUCAGGACUCAGACCAGGAUUUACUGCAGGAUGUGAAAGACACCUUGAGCAGGAGUUUGGCUGUGAAGCUGGAACUAGGAGAGGAAAUCUCUAUAGAACCCAACACUGUGUGUGAUGUUUCUGAGCUUUACUUAAAUGUAAAGAAAAUGUUAAAGAGCUACCAAGUCAGCGUGACUCUGGAUCCAGAUUCAGCUCAUGAAGACCUUGCUGUGUCUGAGAAUUGGAGACGAGUGACUUGUGAAGGCCCCCAGAUGAGGCCUAAAACUUCUGAGAGAUUUAGUAUGUUCCCGUGUGUCCUGGGCUGUGAGAGCUUCACCUUAGGGAGAUAUUACUUUGAAGUGGAUGUGGGAGAAGGAACUGGCUGUGUCAUAGGAGUUUGCCUGCAAAAUGUGUCCAGGAGUCUUUUCAAGAGGCUGAAUCCUGAAUCUGGAUUCUGGGUCAUGAGGAUGUGCAAGACAAAUGGCUGCAUGGCACUGACUGCUCCCAUAACGUCCCUUCAUCUGAGCCAGCAGCCCCAGGUUGUGGGGGUGUUUCUGGACUGUGAGGCCGGUCUUGUCUCUUUUUACAACAUGGCAGCUGGCUCCCACAUCUACACCUUCCCCAGGGCCUCCUUCUCUGAUGCUCUCCGGCCCUUUUUCUGUAUUUAUCAGCAUUCUCCUUUACUUCUGCCUUUACCAGAAGAAUAA
Molecule: messenger RNA, 1392 nt
Organism: Condylura cristata (star-nosed mole)
Lineage: Eukaryota; Metazoa; Chordata; Mammalia; Eulipotyphla; Talpidae
Product: E3 ubiquitin-protein ligase TRIM38
Exons: 6
Coding region: 1-1392 (463 amino acids)
Molecular function (GO): zinc ion binding; protein binding
Source: RefSeq, a predicted model, not a curated record